AUGAUCAAUACUCAAACUAAUGACAUUCUCGCACCACCAACUCAACUAAUUUUCAUUCAAUAUUUAUCCUUUCUUAUGGAUAGUUCCUUUCACAUCACCAUUCCUAUUAUUCGAAAGCGAAUUUCAUUUGGUUUUGAUCCAAUUUUCGGUUUCGUCCCAUUCGUUGGAGAUUUCAUAUCCUUUGGUGUCUCUUGUCUAAUUCUUAUCAUGAUUUGGCGACAUGGAAUGUCAUUUUCCAUUCUAUGUAGAAUGGGAGUCAACAUUGUACUCGAUUUUCUAAUAGGAUGUAUUCCAAUUAUUGGAACAAUAUUUGAUUUCUUCUUCAAAGCCAACAAGAGAAAUUGGAAAAUGCUCUGCAAAUAUUACAACUUUGAUCCAGAAAUGUAUAAAUUCAAGAAAGAUUUUGUCGACUUGUAUCGUGAAUAUAGAAAGAAACAACUUAACAUUAAUCCUCAAUCAACUGUUUGA
This is a messenger RNA of Naegleria gruberi, 468 nucleotides long. RefSeq lists its product as uncharacterized. The transcript has a single exon. The coding region runs from base 1 to 468 and encodes 155 amino acids. Lineage: Eukaryota; Heterolobosea; Eutetramitea; Acrasida; Naegleriidae. The record is from RefSeq and is a predicted model, not a curated record.